GUCUCGACGUUUGACGUCGAAAGUUCAACAAUCGACAAAACCUACUUACAAAUGUAAUAGAAAAUCAACAACUGAGUUGAAUUCAGAUUACGAAAGACGAAUGUAAAGUUGAUAGAUUUUUCACCAAACAGCGAUCGUAAUUUGUCAGCUAUUGGCGAGCGACAAGGCGAAACUGACAGUUUGUUGAGUUUUGCCACUUUGACAGAUCACACCGUAACCUCAACAAAUAAACGGCGUUAUUUCUUGACGGUCCAUUAAACCAAGGCUUGCGUUAUGAAGCAGCAAGGUGUAGACACGAAAACAAACCUUCCUGAUACCGGGGAAGCGGACGAGUGUCUGUUCGAAUAUUUGCAUGCCGAAAUGGUGAAUUACGUACUGAGCACAAAAGCAAAUGGCAAGGAAGGCGAAGAAGAGCUUUCGCCUCUAGAGUGGAUGGGAUUCGGUGUGGGAUAUCGAAUCAUGGAACGUUUAACCAGGGAAUGGGCACGUUUCAAAGAUGAGUUGGACACAAUUAAGUUCAUAUGCAUGGAUCUUUGGUCAAGCCUGUAUCGCAAACAGAUUGAUAAUUUGCGAACAAACCAUCAGGGAGUAUACGUACUGCAUGACAAUGCAUUCCGUUUAUUAACCAACAUCGGUGCUCCCGAUAGCACGCAGUACUUGCGCGAGGCUCCACGGCUUUUGGCUUUUACCUGCGGUCUACUUCGUGGCAGCCUUGCGAACCUUGGAAUAGUUAGUACGGUCACGGCAGAAAUAUCUACAUUACCGAGUUGCAAAUUUCACGUACAGGUACAGAGAGUUUAAGACAAUGUAAAUAAUUAUAUAAGUAUAUGUAAAUUUAGUAACUUUAUUGAAAAUCUAUAAACAUUAUAUUAUUUGUAUAAAUGACUAUGAUUAUGAAUUGAUAGAUAUAAUAGACAUACUGCAACGAAUACUGCAGAACAAUACACAUACCUAAUUUCGGUAAAAGAAAUCGAUAUGUGCAUGGUCGUAAUGUUCCCAUCUACUCCAGGUUACAUAUAAAUCGUGUAAAUGCAACGCAGAUGUAGAAAAAAAGAUGAAAUUCGAUUUACCAUUCGAGUUAUUUAAUCUUAAUAAUUUGUCAUAAAAUAUUGGUCCAAUGCAUCGCAGUGCAAAUAGUAUUUUCAAAUAUAAAAUGUCAUAUCGCAUGGACUGACAAAUAACUAUACCACACUUAAAAACGUAUACAUGAUCAGUCUCAUGUUUUAUUCGAUUACAUAAUAAUGCACACAGUUCAAGAGUAGAAGUGUAUAAAAAUCUAACAAUUUCCAG
Molecule: messenger RNA, 1290 nt
Organism: Diprion similis
Lineage: Eukaryota; Metazoa; Arthropoda; Insecta; Hymenoptera; Diprionidae
Gene: Trs33
Product: trafficking protein particle complex subunit 6b
Exons: 2
Coding region: 274-801 (175 amino acids)
Biological process (GO): endoplasmic reticulum to Golgi vesicle-mediated transport; regulation of GTPase activity
Cellular component (GO): TRAPP complex; cis-Golgi network; trans-Golgi network
Source: RefSeq, a predicted model, not a curated record